This is a messenger RNA of Linum trigynum, 1659 nucleotides long. The record is from the annotation of a GenBank genome assembly. NCBI's taxonomy places the organism in Eukaryota, Viridiplantae, Streptophyta, Magnoliopsida, Malpighiales, Linaceae.
AUGGAGUAUGAAUAAGAAGAACUAUUCCCCUCACUUCUUUUGUGUCUUUCCUCCUCCAAUCCUCUCUUGUAGUUGCUUACAUUUCCAUUAGUUUUAUAACACGUUAUCAGCACCAGACUCUUCCUUUUGAAAAGGUUAAAUUCACAAUUGUUCUGCUCAAGGUAUGUCGAUUCUCCCAAAUUGUUUCUUUUAUUGUCCUAUUUCAAUUUACAUAAUUUCAUUUAUUAAUCAACACAUGAAAUCUUUGUUUGAGAAUGCAAAGGUAUAAUUUCCUUCUUAAUAUUUUUUUUAUUUUGAAAUUCGAAUUUAUUUAUAUAUUUGUAAAAAUAUCAAAUUGAUAUAUGAUGGGUCACAUAAGUCGUUUGUCUUGAUAGUAAUCUAUAUUUAUUUAUUGAAUUUUGACUUUAAUUUGUGUAUAUUUUUUUAUGAUAGUAUGUCGAACCUUUCAAAGCUUGAGUUUGUGGCUCUUGAUGUCACUGGAAAGAAUUACCUAUCAUGGGUGCUAGAUGCUGAAAUUCAUUUAGCUGCCAACGGUCUUGGAGAUACGAUUAAAGAGGGCAAUGAAGCAUCAGAUCAAGACAAAGCUAAAGCAAUGAUCUUUCUUCGACAUCACCUCCACGAGGGAUUGAAGAAUGAGUAUCUUACGGUCAAAGAUCCACUUAUUUUGUGGACUAAUUUGAAGGAGCGGUAUGACCACCAAAAAACUGUGAUUCUUCCUAAGGCUCGUUAUGAUUGGAUGCAUUUGAGGUUACAAGAUUUUAAAUCUGUGAGUGAUUAUAAUUCGGAGCUAUUCAAAAUAACCUCACAACUACUGUUAUGUGGAGAAAAUAUUACUGAUGAAGAUAUGUUGGAAAAAACAUUCUCCACUUUUCAUGCAUCCAAUGUGCUCCUGCAGCAGCAAUACCGUGAGAAAGGUUUCAAGAAAUAUUCUGAGCUGAUUUCUUGUCUCCUUGUUGCUGAACAAAAUAAUGAGCUCCUAAUGAAAAAUCACCAAUCUCGUCCUACUGGUGCCGCCCCAUUCCCAGAAGCGAAUGCGGCGACGUUCACCCAAUAUCCUUAUGGGCAAAUACAUGGACGUGGACAUGGACGAGGACGUGAGCGUGGUCAUGCUCAUGCUCGAGGUCGUGGCCGUGGCCGAGAUCUUGGCCGUGGCAAUGGUCGUGGUGAAAGUUCCAAAAGCUCAUUUUUUCCCCAGAAGUGGAAAAAAUGAUGGUAGGAGAAGCAAGGAACAAAGUGUUCAUGGUAACAAACACGUCGAAAAUGUGUGUUACCGUUGUGGUGGAAAAGGUCAUUGGUCUCGUACCUGUCGUACGCCAAAACACUUGGUUAACCUCUACCAAGAAUCAUUGAAAGGGAAGAAGAUAGAAACCAAUUGUAUUUUUGAGGAAGAUGAUUCAGGAAAAGACUAUAAUUAUGCUACUCAUCUAGAUGUGUCCGACUUCUUUGCCCACCCUGAAGGAAAAAUAGAUCACCUAAUUGGUGAUGGGAAUGUUCGCAAGUGAAAAACUUAGCAUUUCCAUUUGAAAUUUCUAUUUCGUUGUCGCUUUGUUCACAAGUGAAAAGUUUGGGUUUCCCAUUUGAAAUUUCACUUUCUUUGUCGUUUUCCUUGAGUGUGUUUUUCUUAUUAAUGUGUCAGUUUAAUAUAAUUUCUCUUUAUAA